GGCCGCCGAGCAUCCGGGCUCCUGGCGGCGGCGCUGCGGAGGCUCGCGGGAGACGCGGCGCGCAGGGCGAGCGGGCGGCGGAGCGGACAGCGGCGGGGCGCUCCCGGGGGGCCGGCGGGGCCGAGCGCCGCGCGUCCCGAGCAUGGCGGGCUCCCUGCCUCCCUGCGUGGUGGACUGUGGCACCGGGUAUACCAAGCUUGGCUACGCAGGCAACACUGAGCCCCAGUUCAUUAUUCCUUCAUGUAUUGCCAUCAGAGAGUCGGCAAAGGUAGUCGACCAAGCCCAAAGGAGAGUGUUGAGGGGAGUUGAUGACCUUGACUUUUUCAUAGGAGAUGAAGCCAUCGAUAAACCUACGUAUGCUACAAAGUGGCCAAUACGACAUGGAAUCAUUGAAGACUGGGAUCUUAUGGAAAGGUUCAUGGAGCAAGUGGUUUUUAAAUAUCUUCGAGCUGAACCUGAGGACCAUUAUUUUUUAAUGACAGAGCCUCCACUCAAUACACCGGAAAACAGAGAGUAUCUUGCAGAAAUUAUGUUUGAAUCAUUUAACGUACCAGGACUCUACAUUGCAGUUCAGGCAGUGCUGGCCUUGGCGGCAUCUUGGACAUCUCGACAAGUGGGUGAACGUACGUUAACGGGGAUAGUCAUUGACAGCGGAGAUGGAGUCACCCAUGUUAUCCCAGUGGCAGAAGGUUAUGUUAUUGGAAGCUGCAUCAAACACAUCCCGAUUGCAGGUAGAGAUAUUACGUAUUUCAUUCAACAGCUGCUAAGGGAGAGGGAGGUGGGAAUCCCUCCUGAGCAGUCACUGGAGACAGCAAAAGCCAUUAAGGAGAAAUACUGUUACAUUUGCCCUGAUAUAGUCAAGGAAUUUGCCAAGUAUGAUGUGGAUCCCCGGAAGUGGAUCAAACAGUACACGGGUAUCAAUGCAAUCAACCAGAAGAAGUUUGUUAUAGACGUUGGUUAUGAAAGGUUCCUGGGACCUGAAAUAUUCUUUCACCCGGAGUUUGCCAACCCAGACUUUAUGGAAUCCAUCUCCGACGUUGUUGAUGAAGUCAUACAGAACUGCCCCAUUGAUGUGCGGCGUCCGCUGUAUAAGGUAUAA
This is a messenger RNA of Piliocolobus tephrosceles (Ugandan red Colobus), 1099 nucleotides long. It is a transcript of the gene ACTR3B, whose product is annotated as actin related protein 3B. Bases 143 to 1099 code for a protein of 318 amino acids. The transcript has 9 exons. The record is from RefSeq and is a predicted model, not a curated record. NCBI's taxonomy places the organism in Eukaryota, Metazoa, Chordata, Mammalia, Primates, Cercopithecidae.